AUGAAAUCUAGGAUCGUCAAGCGCUUAUUGACACAAGCUACGAGGAAUUCAAACAACAGAUUCUCAAUAUUAUUUGCCAGCGCUACUUCAAGAGUAUCAGGAGGAUCGAACUCUUUCACACGACAGACAUUGCCCAUUCUAUCCUCUUCUUCUGCUGGUGAUAUUCAAUGGAUCUCCUCGACUACAAACGACAAUGACGACAAUGAUGAUGAUGAUGAUGAUGAUGAUAAUCUGCACAAUGGUACCCAGUCAUUAGCGGAAGAAUACGAGGAGGACGAUGGAGAGGGCUUUGAUGAGAUGUCAUAUUCCAACUAUGAUGACGAUUUUGAUGACGACGACAACGAUGACUUUCGUCCACGCAAACAUAAUCGAAACCACAACUCGAAACGGGACGAACAAGAAGAAGAUGAGCCCAGGAGGCUGUACUUGGAUCCUAGCACCAAGUUGGAAGACCGAGUGGAUAUAUUUCUCAAUCGAAAGCUGGGGACGAUGCACCCGCUGGAUAUUCGACUAUCUUCUGUCGAUCUCAUUCGAGAAUGUGGCAAAAUGAACUCUUUUGAGGGCAUGAAGUUUGCCCACGACAUUUUGGAUCGCAUCUUGGAAGAAAAACGCUUUGUGAAUCAAGAUGAAGAUGGAGAUAACAAAGAAUCCGUGAUAUUCAUUGCCGAGCGACCCUUUCAGGUCUUAAUGUACGGUUGGUCCAACCUAUCCCGCAAAGUCUCGGCGGCACCUGAGCGAAUGCGAGAAGUUUUGGAAUUGAUGAUACAAGAAGCAGAAUAUGAUGAACAGACGAGACGAGAAAUAAGAGCCAUCGGCAACAUUGAUGAAGAAGUGCUAGCAAGUUUGCCGUCGUGUCAGCCGACGGUUGACAUUUACAACACUCUCCUCCAAGGUUUGGGACAAGCAUCCUAUCGGUCCAUUGCAGCGGCUGGGGAAGCCGAAGUCGUUCUAAAUGUCAUGAUCAAGCAGAAUCAGAAGCGUGGUUGGCAUACGAAACCAACCACAAAGAGUUUCACUCUUGCUAUUACAGCCUUUGGCAAGACACAACACUCCACUGCUGGAAAGCGCGCGGAAGCCAUUCUUCGUAAAAUGAUCGAGUACCACGAGGAGGAGAAGCAAUCAUAUCUCGAGGAGACUGGCACCGCAUAUAAUUUGCAUGAUCCAUCUGCCAAUGUACGAAAUAUUGUCACUCCCGAUACGAUUGCCUACAGUGCUGUCAUUCAAGCCCAUGCCAAAAGCAAUGCCAAAAAUUCCGCCGAGGCAGCACGGGAUCUGUUGGCGGAGCUGUUGGAAAGCGACCACCCCUCCUUGGUUCCUGACGCCUACGUCUUUGCCAAUACGAUCAAUGCAUAUUCAAGCCUAGCAGCUAAGAAAAAGUCGCCAAAAGCUAGAUUGGAAGCUGCCGAAAAUGCCGAGGAACUUGUGUGGCUGAUGGUGGACCAACUCGAGCAUUUCAAACCAGAAGAUGGCGAGGUUAAUGCGGAUGAAAAUCCCAACGUUACAGAUCCCCCGAAACGAAAGAUUGUCGCCAAGAAAAAGAAAAACCAGCGGAGUGACGGCCUAUCCAGUGUCGUUCCCUUUAAUGCUUGUUUGAAUGCUUGGGCGGCAAGCAAUGCUCCCGGAUCCGCCGUUCGUGCUGAAGAAUUGUUGCACAAAAUGUUGGAUCCCGAAUUCGUGGAGACUACUGGCAUUAUUCCGAAUACUACUUCCUUUAAUACUUGCAUGCAAGCUUGGGCCAAGGCGUCCUCCCGCAAUGACGACUCGGCUCCUGAAAAGGCGGAAGAAUUGUUGAGUCUCUUGACAUCCUUGAAGGAUGGUGGCAUUGCUACUGCGGACAUUACAUCCUACAGUACCGUCAUGACGGCCUAUGCCAAAUCCAAUCGUCCCGACAAGGCUGUCCAUACUCGAAGAUUAUUGGAAAUGCUCAUUUCCUCCGCGUCCGAGGUGGCGGGCAAGCUUAGUGCGGUACCUUUUACGGUAGUAUUGAAUGCCGUGGCACACAGUCCCAGUCCGUACGAUGCUGCGGGCAGCAGCUCACCAAAGAAAGAAGAAGACGAUGGUGAUGCCUUUGGAAUGGAGGACAGUGAUGCCUUUGGAACGGAUGCUGAUAGCAAUAAUAGUAGUGGCGGUGAUGCUUAUUCCAUUGGCCUCAAGACCUACAUGGAAUUGCAGCAAGACAUGUACGAUUUGAAGGUCUAUCCCGACCAUUUGGUGUAUUCUACCAUGUUGGAUGUGAUUGCCAAGCAUACAGAUGUUGAAUCCAUUGAACGCCGGCAACGAGUGGAACAAGUUAUGGAAGAUGCUUGCGCUGCUGGAGAAGUCAGUACGUUGGUGGUAGGGAGUCUGCAAAAGGCUUGCUCCAAAGACAUGCUGCAACACUUGUUGCAAGUCCCAAAUCCCACUGGCAUUUCCAGUGUGAAUGCCUUUCCUCGUGCUUGGACGAGAAAGGUGCAACCCCGAUUCCGCAGGUUCCAAGGCAGUGGUGGUGGUGGUGGUGGCUCUAGCUCUGGCUACAACAAUAAGAACAAUAGCAACAAAAGGAGAAACAAUCACAGCGGCAAUUCAAACAGCCAUAAGCGGGACAAGUACAAGGGAAAACGAAAUGCUCAAUGA
Molecule: messenger RNA, 2613 nt
Organism: Cylindrotheca closterium
Lineage: Eukaryota; Bacillariophyta; Bacillariophyceae; Bacillariales; Bacillariaceae
Source: the annotation of a GenBank genome assembly